CCUUCCUUGCACCUGCGUGCCCCCCGGCUUACAGGCUGGUGCAACCUCUCCAGCCCUGCGCUAGCAGGGAAGGGUUUUGGUCUCACCUCUCGCGAGAUUCCUCCUGCCACCUCCUGCCGCCGCCGCCGCAGCUACGCGUAGCUGACUGGCGGCCUCUGCGCAGCCGCCAUGUUCGGUUGCUAUGCUGUGGCCUGGGAGACCGGGUGUGCUUGAGGGAGGGGUGGAGGAGGAGGAGACAGAGGAGACCAGAGAAGGGAAAAGAGGCAGAGGACGGAGCGCCUCUUGCACUCUCACCCGCAAACGCUGCCCGAGAAUACCGCCUGCUCACGUCGUGCUGCGCGCUUUUCUGCUCCUCACGUUCCCCCCCAACAUUGUUCUCUCAGGACCCCUGGGUCCCCAGGGGUUGAAUUCGGGGACUGAGCCAGGGAGGGGAGAGACUUGGCUUUGCCAACGGGUCGGAGGCUGGGGGCCGGACCACCCUCUCGGGGUCCUCCUCCCCCGCAGCACUUUUGGGGGUGUGGAUUAUCUCAUCCACGCAGGGAGGUAGGAGUGUGCGCCGGCCGCCGUCCUCCUUCUCGUUUCCCGGCGGCGCCGGUCCGCGGCAGCCCCGCAGUAUGAGGAGGUGCUGGCAGCUCCCGGCGGUGGCACCGCCGCUGCGGUGGCGGCUACUAGGAGGACGCUGAAGGACCCCCCCCCCCCCCCCCCAGUGGCGCGGCGGACGCGCUUCUCCCCGGCGCGCCCGGGCCUCCAGGCUUUUCUUCUCCAGCCGAGAGAACGCGGCUGUGAUACAGAGACCUUGUGUGAACAGUAAUGACCUCACGUUUCCGAUUGCCUGCUGGCAGAACCUACAAUGUACGAGCAUCAGAGUUGGCCCGAGACAGACAGCAUACAGAGGUGGUUUGCAACAUUCUUCUUCUGGAUAACAAUGUACAAGCUUUCAAAGUUAAUAAACAUGAUCAGGGGCAAGUUCUGUUGGAUAUAGUCUUCAAACAUCUUGAUUUGACUGAGCGUGACUAUUUUGGUUUACAGUUGGCUGAUGAUUCCACAGAUAACCCAAGGUGGCUGGAUCCAAAUAAACCAAUAAGGAAACAACUAAAGAAACUGCUUUUAUUAAUUCUAGGAGGAUCUCCUUACAAUUUGAACUUUAGAGUCAAGUUUUUUGUAAGUGACCCCAACAAGUUACAAGAAGAGUAUACAAGGUACCAGUAUUUUUUGCAAAUUAAACAAGAUAUACUUACUGGAAGAUUGCCCUGUCCUUAUAAUACUGCUGCCCUUUUGGCUUCAUUUGCUGUUCAGUCUGAACUUGGAGACUUCAGUCAGUCAGAAAAUUUGCCAGGCUACCUCUCAGAUUAUUCUUUCAUUCCUAAUCAACCUCAAGAUUUUGAAAACGAAAUUGCAAAAUUACAUCAGCAACAUACAGGCUUAUCUCCUGCAGAAGCAGAAUUUAAUUACCUGAACAAAGCACGUACGUUGGAACUCUAUGGAGUUGAAUUCCACUAUGCAAGGGAUCAAAGUAACAAUGAAAUUAUGAUUGGAGUAAUGUCAGGAGGAAUUCUGAUAUAUAAGAACAGGGUACGAAUGAAUACCUUUCCAUGGUUGAAGAUUGUAAAAAUUUCAUUUAAGUGCAAACAGUUUUUCAUUCAACUUAGAAAAGAAUUGCUUGAAUCUAGAGAAACCUUGUUGGGAUUUAAUAUGGUGAAUUACAGAGCAUGCAAAAAUUUGUGGAAAGCAUGUGUAGAACAUCACACAUUCUUCCGUUUGGACAGACCACUUCCACCUCAAAAGAAUUUUUUUGCACAUUACUUUACAUUAGGUUCAAAAUUCCGGUACUGUGGGAGAACUGAAGUGCAGUCAGUUCAGUAUGGCAAAGAAAAGGCAAAUAAAGACAGGGUUUUUGCAAGAUCUCCAAGUAAGCCCUUGGCACAGAAAUUAAUGGAUUGGGAAGUAGUAAGCAAAAAUUCAGUAUCUGAUGACAGGUUAGAAACACAGAGCCUUCCAUCACGAUCUCCACCUGGAACUCCUAAUCAUCGAAAUUCUACAUUCACACAAGAGGGAACCCGGUUACGACCAUCUUCAGUUGGUCAUUUGGUAGACCAUGUGGUUCACACUUCCCCAAGUGAAGUAUUUGUGAAUCACAGAUCUCCAUCUUCAACGCAAGCUAAUAGCAUCAUUUUGGAAUCAUCACCAUCACAAGAGGCCCCUGGAGAUGAGCAGCCUCCAGCUUUACCACCCAAACAAUCAAAGAAAAGCAGUUGGAACCAAAUUCAUUAUUCACAUUCUCAACAAGAUCUGGAAAACCAUAUUAAUGAAGCAUUUGAUGUUCUAUCUUCCCCUGAAAAAUCUACUCCUAAUGGUGGUAUUCCACAUGAUAACCUUGUUCUAAUCAGAAUGAAGCCUGAUGAAAAUGGAAGAUUUGGAUUCAAUGUAAAGGGAGGAUAUGAUCAGAAGAUGCCUGUGAUUGUGUCCCGAGUAGCACCAGGAACACCUGCUGACCUCUGUGUCCCUCGAUUGAAUGAAGGGGACCAAGUUGUAUUGAUCAAUGGUCGGAACAUUGCAGAAUAUACCCACGAUCAGGUUGUCCUGUUUAUUAAAGCUAUCUGUGAGAGACAUUCUGGGGAACUCGUACUUCUCGUUCGGCCAAAUGCUGUCUAUGAUGUAGUGGAAGAAAAGCUAGAAAAUGAGCCAGACUUCCAGUACAUUCCUGAGAAAACCCCACUAGACAGCGUCCACGAGGAUGACCAUUCCCUGCGGGAGUCAAUGAUCCAGCUAGCUGAGGGGCUUAUCACUGGAACAAUCCUGACACAAUUUGAUCAACUAUAUCGGAAAAAACCUGGAAUGACAAUGUCUUGUGCCAGAUUACCUCAGAACAUUUCCAAAAAUAGAUACAGAGAUAUUUCACCUUAUGAUGCUACACGGGUCAUUUUAAAGGGAAAUGAAGACUACAUCAAUGCAAAUUAUAUAAAUAUGGAAAUUCCUUCUUCUAGCAUCAUAAAUCAGUAUAUUGCUUGUCAAGGGCCAUUACCACACACUUGUACAGAUUUUUGGCAGAUGACUUGGGAACAAGGCUCCUCCAUGGUUGUUAUGUUGACCACACAAGUUGAACGUGGCAGAGUGAAGUGUCACCAAUAUUGGCCAGAACCCACAGGAAGUUUAUCCUAUGGAUGCUACCAAGUCACUUGCCACUCUGAAGAAGGAAACACUGCAUAUAUCUUCAGGAAGAUGACACUAUUUAACCAAGAGAAAAAUGAGAGUCGUCAACUCACUCAGAUCCAGUACAUAGCCUGGCCUGACCAUGGGGUCCCUGAUGAUUCAAGUGACUUUCUGGACUUUGUUUGUCAUGUACGAAAUAAGAGGGCUGGCAAGGAAGAACCUAUUGUUGUUCAUUGCAGUGCUGGGAUUGGAAGAACUGGGGUUCUUAUUACUAUGGAAACAGCCAUGUGUCUCAUUGAAUGCAAUCAACCAGUUUAUCCACUAGACAUUGUCAGAACAAUGAGAGAUCAACGAGCCAUGAUGAUCCAAACACCUAGUCAGUACAGAUUUGUAUGUGAAGCUAUUUUGAAAGUUUAUGAAGAAGGAUUUGUUAAACCGUUAACGACAUCAUCAAAUAAAUAAGAAAACAAAAGUCCUGGAUAUGUGUUGGAAGACUGCUUUCCAUUACAUUCACUGUGCCAUAAUACUGCUUGCAGGAAAUGGCAUCUAAACAAAAAAAUGAUGAACUAACAAAAACUGAAAACUUCAGCACUGUUGCACUUUAUGUUUUAAAAAAGUCACUGUCUCAAAACCUAUAAUUCAUGUGUUUGAAGACUGUUUCAUGCUCUGCUCAGAACAUAUAGUGAAUAACUGACUACGUUCAGGGUAAUUUAUGAAGUUUUGUGGUGGUGCCAUGCAGUCCCCUUUUGAUAGAAAGCCGCAAAUGAGGCUCAGAAUUCUCGUCAUCUCUGUUACACACCUGUAUUUUGAAAGCAAAAAGAAGUAAAUAUCAGGAGCUAGCUCUGGUGUUUUCAGUGAUUCAUGUACUUACUAUACUGAACACCAGAUUUUAUUUUUUAAAUUUUAGCAAUAUCGUUUUAAAUAUUAGCCAGUACACUGCCUAUGGAUGCAGCACAUCUUUCCCUACACUCCCUUGUAGAGACCUGCUGUUCGUUAAUAAGAAGAAAAGUGGAAUUGCUUUUCCCAGGAAAUGCUGCACAUUGUCCAUUUACCAGCAUCUUAUAGAAAGUAUAAAUAUGAAUAUAUACAUUUUCUUAAAUUUAAUAAUGUAACUUAUAUUACCAUAAGGUUGGCUUAUUCCAAAUCAUGUGGUCUCACAUACUUGAUGUAAAGGAAUGCAUGCAUUGUGUCUUAACCCCUUAAGUGCCUUCAGAUGUCUGUAUGUCUAACGAAAAGGCACUCAUUUGACCCCAGUAGGAAGUAUGUAGGUAUAUUGUACAUUUACAUUUUUAUGCAUUUUGAAUCAGUUCACAUUUGAAAAUAACUUCUUGUUUGAGAGUUACACAGUCAAAGAAGGAUAAAGAAAUUCUGUUUCUCACUCAGUUCCUGUAUUUUGUCACAUGAAGCAAAGGUAACUUGUCUUCUACUGAGUGAGCACUUUGCUGCUAUGGAAUUAAGUCUGCACAUUCCUUUCCUGACAGACAAGGGUUACAGUUUAGCAGCUCAAGUUAAGAGAUGUUUUAUUCUUAAAAUUUAAUAUUUAUUUUAUCCCUAACUUUAGAAAUGACAUCUAAUGUGCACAUUAAAGUUAAACAUAUUGAUACUCUAAGCUAAAGGUAGAGCAGUUAGUUGUGACAUUUCUAUCACUAACUCUUCAGCACCCAUUUCAGUUUGUGUCAAGUUUUGUUCACACUGGUCUGUUGGUCAGGAUACUUUGAACAAGGAAUGAAACAUUGACUUGUUUCUAAAUGUAACCCCUCAGUAACUGAAGUGAGGGUUUUCUUGUCAUUUUUGUGUAUAAUUAAAUUACUCCAGUUUAUAUGUACUUAUUAAGUUAAAGCAUGUUAAUUCAUGGAGAAUUUUGACUUUUCUGCCUGAUAGAAAGAGGAUCUGAUUCCCUUUAAGGACAUAUAGAUUUUCCUCUUCAGGUUGGUUUUUUUGUUUUAGUAUUUUUUUUUAAUCUACAGAGAAAAGAACUUUAAAAUCACCCACUUUUAAUGUAAGUGGAAAUUUCUCACCUUUUGAAAUGUUGUAUUACAUAAUUAUUUUAUAUGGAUUAUGGUUGAAAUAGACUUUUACUAGUGGUUUCUGAAUAUUUCAGAAUAGUAUUGAUUAAAUUUAGAGUUGAAUAAUAGGUAUUUUGAAAUGCCAUUUAGUGUCAGGGGGAAGUGUACAUUUUAAAAUCUUCAGUAUAAUCUAAAUGAUGUUAUUUCAAAUAUUCAAGAUCCAUAAUAAUAAAUUUUAAGAAGUUAAUUCCUAAACAUUAAUAGCCGAGAUACCAAAUAAGUUAUUACAUUAAAAUGUUAAGUUUUUUUAAGAGGCAAGUAAACAUAACCUUUAUGUCAAAGAGAAAUUCUCUUAUGUAUUACUGAAUUUCAUAGCCAAGACAGUGUGAGUAAAUAAGUAUAGUUUUAUUUGAACAUUCCAUUCUUUACCAACAGAUGAGUGUAAUUUAGGUUGCUAUAUGACAUGACGGUAAGUUGAAAAGUGAAAAAGUAAAAUCAUAUCAGGGUCUACAUAAUUAACAACUGUUUUGGCAGUUUUCCACAUGAGUUAAAAAGAAAAUCUGUUCUGUGUGGAUAGAAUAUAACAAUGAUAGUUUUUUUUUAAUAUGCAGUUGUAUAGAUAUAACAGAUAAAUGGCAUACUAGCAUGUUCUUCAGCUUAGGGCUUUGUUUACACUUCUUGGUUAACUCUAAUAAUUUUUUGGCAUUGAGCACUGCUGCCUUUUUUAAUCAUUAAUGCCAGUCUUUAAAUGACAAUAUAUUAGAAGUUUAGGAUUAUAUUUAAAUUCCUCAUGUAUCAAUUUUUCACCUGGGAGUUACUCUCUGUCAGUAUUUUUAUGUAAAAAAGAUCCUUUUUUAAAGGCAUAUAUAUUGGGAUCUUAAAUUUAAAAUAAAUUUAUCCUUUACAACUUCUUGAAAUGAAUAAUGUUAACUAUGCUUCCCUGUUCAUGCAACAGAUAAGACUUUAUCCAUUACACUUAAGAAUUGUUUAACCUGUUUAUCAAUCUAUAUAGGAUUCUAGGAAUAAUCCUAUUUUUGGUACAUGAAGUAGUUCUAGAUUUCAUUCAUAUCAAUAUAAUAGUGUGUGAUAAAUGCCAAAUUUCUUGUAUCUAAACUACUCUCUUCCUCCCCUUCCCCCCCUUCUCUGUCUCUUUCUCAAUGCUGACUGUUACUCUCACAAGUGGAAAUAGAUAUUGGUGAAUCGACUUUUGUAAAUGCUAAGAAAUGAUUGUGAAAACCUUUCUAAUUUAUUGUGGUUUUACUAUGUUUGUUUCCAAUGUUUGAUUGGGCAUCUGAUUUGAGUCAGCAUGGCGUACAUAGGAGGAGGAAUAUUUUGGAAUAGACUUUACAUUCACAAGAAGAAUUAGUAGUAUUUGUUAAACCACUGCAUUCAUUCAAAAUAGAGGCAGAGUAACAACAUAAAUAAUUUCCUUUGUUUUGGCCUGCUAGCACAAGUAGGAGGGAGGGAAAAGGUUGAUCAUUUUGAUUAAGUGUAAAGAGAAAAUUUAUAUAUAAAAACUGGUUUAAAAUGUAUAAAGAUAUGUUAAACCAUUAAGACAGUUGCCUGGUCUUUUCCAGUACCAAUAUUACAUAUAGAGACACUUUUGUGUGUUUAUAUAUUUGUGCUUCACAAAAGCUAAUGCUAACAGAAGUAAAGGAUUGCUAUUUUAAGUAUAGAGCUUUUUAUAAUUUGUUGAUGGAUCUAACGAGGUCUAAUCAGGUAUUUGGGCAAAAUUCUCCUGUUUUUAUUAGCAGCACUAUAACUUUAGAGCUAGAAGGAACUUGAAAGAUUUUUAUCUAAUCUCACUUUCUAUUAUCUUAGACAAAAUAUAUGUGAUCAUCAUAAGUUCACAUGAAUUUUAGUCUUGUUUCAGCUCAAGAAUUACACUCAGGCAGUUAUUUCAAUUCAAUAACUAUGAUGACCUUAGAAGAUGUCACUUAAUUUAGAAAAUAAGUACACUUUUUAAAGUAAUCCUAAUUAGAACCUUGACUCAGUUUGCAAGCCAUGCUUCCUUGACAGAUCAUAAGCUUUUGGGAGGUAUUUAAGCUGAUAUACUUGCAGUGUGAAAACAUUCUAAAAUGCAAAUUAGAAGACUAAUUUUUAAAAGCACUUAACAUGAAACUAAGAUUUAAAAUACAUGUCCACUUGUAAUCAAUUUAUGUUCAUAAUGUGAACAUGUAGUAGAAUUACAGCAUUACUUGUUUUAUAAUCUUAUCAGGAAGAGAGAAGGAAACAAGAAUUUUUAACAAUGUUCUAUUUGACAUCUGUGUUUUGAAUAUUUAAAAUACUCUGAUGGUAAGUUUGCCAAAGUAGGUUUGAAUUCAUAAAAAUUAUACCAUAAUAAUGUGGGAUAUGUUUACAUCUCUUUUACUUUGUUAUAAUUAAUGUGUAGUUCAGGUUAAUUUGCAUUUACGUCAUUUAGAAUAAAUGCACUAUGGUAAAAUUUGUUGGAAUAAACAUGUCUUAAUAACAUGAUAAAUUACACCACAGCGUGCUUUUAUGCCACAUCAACAAAGUAACUAUAUUAGCAUUGCUUGCUUCCCACAUUUGCUUCAGCUAUCCAACCACAGUUUCUGCAAGCAUUACUUUGUGUUUUCUUUCCAAGUAAAGUGGCUGUUAUUGAAACUGACUGGAUUAAUUUUAUCAAAUAUCAGAAUUACUGAUCUGUUGGUAAAGAUUUACUGGUGCCUCAGUGUGAUCACAACACAAUUUUAGCAACCACUUUAUAAAAUUCUUUGAGAAUCAUACAGAUACAAAUACAUUUAAAUAAGAUAACAUUUUAGGACUGUUAGUAGAUAAUUUUAGCAAGUUUAUAAAGAGCCUAUGAAAUUAACCUCUAAGUUGUAUUUUUAGGUGUUCAAUUUACUUUACAAUGUCUGCAGCAAUUACCAAUACACUUUUUUUAUUGUAUACAGAUAAUCAUUCUUAGUAGCAAUUCAAUAAGCUUUUCAAUGUUUUCAAGGAAAAGCAUCCCCUAUUUCAGGCAGAAUUGAGACAUUUAAUUUUCAUCAUCUUGGUGAAGUUGUCAUAGGCAGACACCAAAUUGUUAUUUGUUUCCUAUCUAAAUUUGCUGCUAUUUAUUUCUGUUUUUCAAUGCAGCUUACUCUGUUUCUAAAGUUUUAUAUUCAUUGUUCUUAUUUUAGUAAUGCAAGCUAAAUGGGCAGCCAAAAGUAGUAUCUACCAGGGUGCAGUUUAUCAACAUUGACUAGAUAAGUUCAUUGCAUAAAUAAGUAAAUUGAUUUUUUUAAUUUACUAAGUGAAAGUUAUUAGCAAUAUUGCAAGUUAAAGACUACAAUUUUAGGAGGAAGUCCUAAUGUUUAACUUCCUGAAACCUUUUAAAAUUUCAACUGUAAGAGUGAAAAUGUUUUAAAGCCUUGUAGUGCUCAUAAAAGUUUCAGUUAAACACUGUUGAAUUUUCCUAUUGUGGUAUAAAUGAUAUGAAAAGUAUUUUUCUAUGGGUGAAGGAUUGAAACUUUUCUUUAUUGUUUAAAAAGGAGAAAAUGAUAUUUGUAUGUCUUUCAUGCUGUAAAGAAAAUGAAUGUAUCUUUUAAAUGUUCUUAGAAUUAUGACUUAAUUAUAAGGAUACUCUUUGUUUUUUUAAAAAAGUCAGUGAGGGAUGGAAAAGGAAAGGAAGAGUGUAUUUCACUUAACUAGAAAAUGCAAUUUUAGAAGAAAAUGUAAUUUUGUUAUAAAUAAGAGCAAUCAUUAUUGAAGCAUAUUUCAAAUAUAAUGUACAUUCUUUUUCAUUUUGCUUUGUUUUAGCUUUAGAAUAGUAAAUUUCAAGAAAAUCUGUGCAUACUGUUUUUAAGUAUAAUAUAACUGAAUUCUAGACUUCUCUAGAGUGUGGGAGGUUCUUUUUGUGUGAGAGUUAAUGUUCUGCUGAAUGUGUUUACCGUGAAUGAAAGUUCUCAGGCUUUGGCACUAUUGCAGCAACAAUGAGGACAUCAUUGUGAGAGUAUGACUUGGAUGAAGCCAGAAAACUGUGCCUAAGAUUUACCCCAGUAAAUAUGUGCAGAGGCCCCUGACAAAGAGUUUUGCUUUUUUAUUCUCAGUAUCUUAGAUAAGCCCAACUCUGCCUUGUAGCAGUGCUAUCUUAUAUGCUUAAGGGUUUAUUAAGUCUCCUGAAAACAAACAAAAAAAAACAGAAAGCUUACAUUUUAAACCAACAUCUUUAGGUAUGAUUUAUUUGUUCAACAAUUUCUUUGAAAGGUAGUAGUUAUUAUUUACAACUCAUUAAACUUGACUCAAUGGGGCCUUCAUUAUUUUGACACCUGCUUCCAUCCCUCUAACUUGUAAAAUAUCAUUAAUUUUCAUUUACAGUAGAGUCUUUGUGAAGUAAGUACCCUGAAUAACUAACUAAAAGAUGAUAUCUUCCUCGUUAAAUUUUAUUAACAGUUUUUAAAAGAUUUGGAUCGGGCCUCCUUAAUCCUGGGAGUUUCCAAAAUUUAUCAAGUAGCAUUUGUCCUGACCUUAACUACAAUGGCACAUUGACAAAUGAAAAUGAUCACCAUGAAGCCAUCAAGAGGGCUCAUCCCUGCUUACAGUCUUAGACCCAAAUAGGUACUGAUUUGUGGUUUCCCCAAAUCCACUGCAGUCACAGUUGAGCCCAUUUUACUUUUUAUUUAAGAGAAGCUUUUAAGUUUUUACUUUUGAAUUAUAGUGUGCCAGUUAUUUGCCUUUCUGGGCAAGAAAAUUUCAACCCAAUUCUGGGAUUCUCUUACCCCCAUCUUUUCCCACCCUUCAGUGAGUUGACGAGGUUAUUCAUUCUUGUUUUCUGUAGAGUAGGCCAAAUUUCAAUGCUGAAAUUGAUUCCUUGAAUUUCAAAUAGUAGCACUUUAUUUCAUGCUUACUACUGACUUAAUUUAUACAUUUAAAAAUAUACUAGGUGUCUUGUAAAUAGGGAAAAUUAAUGGAUUAAUAUGUAGAGCUCAUUUGGACCCAAUAUAAAUGCUUUACAAUGAUAUUUUGAUCACUUGAUAUUUAAAAGGUAACUUGUGUGAUUUUAGCUUUGCCACUUUUCUGUAAUUUAUUUAGUACAAUAAAGGCUACCUAGUUGACUAUAUUGCUGGGCUCAGUUCUCUCAGCUAGCUUCAACCAGUUUUGAUUUACUAUAAUCAUUUGUGUUUUGCAUUUUUGUAUAUUACAUAAAUACUUGGAGAUCCAUCCGUUUAGUUUUGUGUUGCACCUAGGGGUUAAGUCAAUACUGCACCACAAGUUAAGCUGUAGGGGGCAAGGUCCUGACACUGUAAGUACAUAUCAAGGACAGGAUUUAAGAAAUUAAAAACAGUUUACAUUAGCCAUUUUUAUUUUCUGUCAUUAGAAUAUAUGUGCUUUAAAAAGUUAACACUGUCCAACCCAGUGUUCUACAGCGUUCGGACAUUGCAUUUACAAUUCAUAUGGUAAUCUUUUCAAGUAAGAAAAGCUAGUCUUUAUUUUCUACAGUGUAGGCUUAAUUUUAGGACAAACAGUUUACUAUAUACUCAUAAGCGAUAUUCUAAGCAGUAGUUUUUAAAAUAAUUAUUUCUAUGUAGUGGGUGUUUUAAUUUUGGAUUUUUUCCCCUUGUACCAGGUGCUAUAUGUAAAUAUGAAGAGCAAAAUGUCAGUUAAAAGUAGUUUAUUUCCUAAUUAAAAUACAGUUUUACAGUUCUGCUGCCAUUUCACAUUUUAUUGUACUGAACUCGUAGCAGAUACAAUUACCCCCUAAUUUUUUAAGUUAACUCUUCUCCCAUUUUACAAAAAUAUGUUUUGAUAGGAUUUGUUCCCUAAUUAAGAGGCAAAUAAGCUUAGGGUUUACUUAAAAUGUGUAAGCUUGAAUUUGGUCAACACUGGAUAAUUUGAGAGUCGCUAUUCAUCUGUCACUUCUUCCUACUGUAUACUUGGAAGACCUUGUGUAUUUGAAUGUUGGUGAAAAAUUAUAAUUCCUAUUCAUGUAAAAAUAUGAAUACUAAUAGCAAAUAGGAUUAAAAUGCUGAUUUGCAUUAAAACUGUUUUAGUCAUAAGAGUGAUUUAUAUUAUGUAAAAUGCUAUGUUAUACUUUGUUGGCCAUAUUCAUCUGAUUGAGAAAUAGUCAUUCGGGUACAAAUGUGAAAAAACUCGAGCUGUGACUUAAAAUUGUUCAAUUGCUAAAUAAAGAUGUGCUUUAGUAAUUUAAA
Phyllostomus discolor (pale spear-nosed bat) is the source of this 11308-nucleotide messenger RNA. It is a transcript of the gene PTPN4, whose product is annotated as protein tyrosine phosphatase non-receptor type 4. Gene Ontology annotation, biological process: protein dephosphorylation. Gene Ontology annotation, cellular component: cytoplasm; cytoskeleton; cytoplasmic side of plasma membrane. The transcript has 27 exons. The record is from RefSeq and is a predicted model, not a curated record. NCBI's taxonomy places the organism in Eukaryota, Metazoa, Chordata, Mammalia, Chiroptera, Phyllostomidae. Bases 811 to 3612 code for a protein of 933 amino acids. Gene Ontology annotation, molecular function: cytoskeletal protein binding; protein tyrosine phosphatase activity.